Seminavis robusta is the source of this 1560-nucleotide messenger RNA. NCBI's taxonomy places the organism in Eukaryota, Bacillariophyta, Bacillariophyceae, Naviculales, Naviculaceae. The record is from the annotation of a GenBank genome assembly.
AUGGCGAAGUCUAGCAGCAAUGCCACCGCGUCCUACAAGCAGUUUCGUAUCCUGAUUCCAAUAUGUUUCUUUCUGAUACUCUUCUCGAUAGAACACCAGACGACACGAACGUUGUUCAGCAUUGCUCGCCAAGGAAUGGAGAUUGGAGUGAUCUUGGAAGAGCCAGAAACAACACAGAAAAACACUACGUCCACCGCAAAAGCCCGCUCUAAUGAUACCGAAACGUCACAAACAAUCGAAUAUGCAAACACCAAGGACGAACUAUCGACACGCACGGAACCACCACCACCACCAGCAGCAGCAGCACCAGCAUCAGACGUCGAAUACGAAGAGCCCCUUCCAGUAUCGACGGUUGCCUAUGUCAUCACCAUUGCAUCCUGCACCUUUCGACUCAACAAAAUCGUUCUGGAUGCUGCUGCGGUACUCAAGAAAUCCAUAGAGCUGUCAUCGUACCCGACUCAUCCAACCGCUCGAUAUGCGGCCGAAUUCUUUGCCAUUGUCUCCACCGCAGAUGCACAAGGAUCAUGUGCUCAAAAAGUACAAUCGGUUGGCUUUCAACUACAAGUGCAUGAACUGCCGGUUAAAGGACCAGAGGAUAUUGCUAUCGUCGAAGGAGCCCUUCCUCCGGAACGCAUGAAAGGAGAUGGAUGCUGUGGACACAACGAACUGCUCAAGUUACAUGCAUUUUCCUUUACCAACCAUAGUGUUGUAGUGCAACUUGAUCUUGAUACCCUUCUGCUACGACCCAUGGAGGAACUUUUCGAUGUCAUGAUUCAUCCACCUCACACGCUUGCCGGAAAAUGGGCUCGGCGGUCUCUUGUCACGAGUGGAGCCAUUGCUCCGACCUACCAACCAGUCGUCCCAAUUACAGAAAUGACCUUUGAAGCCUUUUAUACCAAAGACUACAACAUGGUCCCUCAAGGACAAGAGGAUCGUAUAGGAGUGCAGGGUGGUGUCAUGAUUGUCCGACCCAACAUUACACGACGAGACGAAUUGAUUGCAAUGGCAAAAUCCGGAAACUUUUUUGGAGGACGCGGUGCUAGCAAGGAAAAGUCAGGGUGGUUCCGAUCGGGGUAUGGCUUGCACAUUUACGGAGCCAUGACCAUCCAAGGACUGCUGGCGUAUUACUACGACCUCGUCGCGCACGAGAAUGCUGUCGAGCUUCAUCGUUGCAAGUAUAAUCAAAUUGUGGACAAUCCGCGGCGGUCUUCCAUUCAUCACGUGUAUCCAAGGCGGACUUCGUUGGAUCCCAAUGCCACUGAGUACGAUACCACCUGUCGGGAUGGCCGGCUCGAUUGUGAGGACGUCCAGUGCCAGAUGUGGCCGGUCGUGGACACUCGCAUUGCCCAUUACACGUACUGCAAAAAGCCAUGGGAUUGCACGGAGAUUUCGGAAAAGCCAAUGUACAAGGGAGAAGCAACCUGUCAACGUCUCUUCCAAUCCUGGUUUGACGUCCGAAAGAUGGUGAAAGGAAAGGAAGAUGCCAAAGGAUCACACCAUCCUGACAUUUUCAAAGGAUUUUGUGACAAGAAGAACGAGUACAUUCAUCUCCAGCAGUAG